This is a messenger RNA of Penicillium soppii, 2520 nucleotides long. Its product is annotated as putative GTPase activating protein (Gyp3). NCBI's taxonomy places the organism in Eukaryota, Fungi, Ascomycota, Eurotiomycetes, Eurotiales, Aspergillaceae. The record is from RefSeq and is a predicted model, not a curated record. The transcript has a single exon. The coding region runs from base 1 to 2520 and encodes 839 amino acids.
AUGGUCACAGAAAACGUAAACUCUCGAUAUCCGCCUUCGGCUGACUUCGAUCUUCCUGGCCGGCGCAGAGUUCCUCAUCCACCCCGGCUGGAAUCUUUGACAAUUGAUCCACGCGCUGCGCGAAAUGCAAAGCCCGCACCAAGAUCUUCCCCUCAUUCGGCACACUCUACACCUCCCCAGCGAUCGCGUUCUCCUCUUCCGCGAAGCGCCCCUCCCAGCGACUACCAGUGGCCACCAACUUCGCAAUAUCAGGCCUACAAGCCCUACCCGGGCUCCUCGCAGGGUCCAACCAGUGAUUGGAACUCCCCUAGAUCAACUGCUCCUCGUCAUCACUAUGCCACACCUCCGGAAAUCCAUACACCUCGAUGGCCCUCGCGAGACAAUGAGGUUGAACGGCCGAACCCCCGCAAAGCUCCGCUGGCGCGAGGCGGGCUCCGUAUAUCCAUGUCAACGUCCAGGCUGAACAACAGACGACCAAAAACGCAAGAAUCCACUGAGCGCCACCCGCAGGACUUGAGCCCACAAAAAUUGCCUCUGCCGCGCUUCCCAAACAACGGGCCUGCCGAUGAAAAUGCUCCCCGAUCAAGUGUCAAUUCGUCUGAGACCUGGCGUUCUAGCAUUGAGCAAGCAAGUGGCACAGAGCGUAGCAGUGUUUUGACCAAAAGCAGCUCCAUUACCGACUUGUCACCUGAUACCCCCGACGCGCCUUAUGGAAUGGAUAAUGGGAUGAGUGUUGAAGACGCGAUCUCUAUGUAUCUUGAUGGUUUCAGUGAUGUGACCGAAGAGCCUGGCUCGCCAAAAUCUCACACUGGAAGCAAAGCACCGUCAAUAACACCUCCGCCAUCACGCGACACUCACUUGGACGACCUACACCCAUCGGCAUCGGACUUUGCGUCGUUGAGCGACGUUCCCCCGAUCCCUCCAAUUUCGGAUUCUAUAAUUGUGCAAGACACAAUUCCAGAGCCCGCGUUGCCGGACCUGACGUUUCUCCCGAACUUGACUUAUUCCAAACCCACACCAUUACAACCAAUACUCCCCGAAUCCCCGCCAGAGCUCACACCUCUAAAACCCACACCUGUGGAACAUCCACCAGAAGCCGAACUAUCAGACCCUGUUGUACCGGAAUCUCCGCCACCUGAAAUCACUCCCGAUUCGCCAGUGGCCGAUGUGUCCGAAGUGCAACCCGCACAUCAACGCCAGCCCUCGAAAGUGUUUAUUCCUGGAUUGGUGCCACCGCAACUUCUUUCUGGAAACGGUCCUCGGGACGAUUACGGGUUCCGAAAGUCCACGCAAUACGUCACCCUGGAUGAAUAUGAAGCCUGGAAGGGACCAUAUUCCAGCCAUGUGGCGCAGCGGAGGCUCAAAUGGUGCGAAUUGCUCAAGGAACACGGUCUUCCUACAUCUGAGCCCACAAAAUUUCCACCGCAGUCCAACAAGGUCAAGCGAUUUGUUCGCAAAGGAAUUCCUCCUGAGUUCCGAGGUGCAGCUUGGUUCUAUUAUGCCGGCGGGUACGAGCUUUUGAACCGGAACCUUGGCCACUAUGACCGACUCGUGGAGACUGCUAUGAACUCCGGGAGCAACGAUGACAAAGAGCACAUUGAGCGCGAUCUCCACCGCACGUUCCCUGACAAUCUUCACUUCAAACCAGAAGUCCCUGCACAAACCGAGCAUUCUGGGAGCAGCAAUCCGAAUUAUUCUAAUGUCACAACGGAGACACAGAUGAUUCAGUCUCUUCGCCGAGUUCUGUACGCCUAUGCGCUGCAUAAUCCGAAGAUCGGAUACACUCAAUCGCUCAAUUUCAUCACGGGCAUGCUUCUCCUUUUCCUCUCGGAAGAAAAGGCGUUCUGGAUGCUUCACAUCAUUGCCGCAGAUUACUUGCCUGGAACCCAUGAGAUCAGUCUAGAGGGUGCGAACAUCGACCUCUGGAUCCUCAUGGUCUUGCUCCGGGACUCCAUGCCAGGCAUCUAUUCUAAGAUCGCCGCCAUGGGAGGAACCCCGUCUGGACGGGGUAAGAUGCCUCCACUGACGGUCAACUCUCGCCUACCAGAUAUCACCCUGGGACUGACCAACUGGCUUAUGUCAGUCUUCAUCGGCACCUUGCCUCUGGAAACCACCCUUCGCGUAUGGGACGUAUUCUUCUACGAAGGCUCGAAGACUUUUUUCCGCGUGUCUCUAGCAAUUUUCAAAGCUUGCGAACGAGAUAUUCUUGGUGUCACAGAUCCUAUGGAAGCAUUCCAGAUCGUCCAAACAAUCCCCAAAAAGCUGUUGGAUGCCAACACGUUGAUGGAUGAAUGUUUUGUGCGUCGUCAUCGGGUGGGACAAGGUCGUAUUGAAGAGCUCCGAGCCCAGCGGCGGGUCGCCGUCCGCCAAGAAAAGCUGCGGCGAUCGGUCGCCUUCAGCAAAGGCCAGCUUCAUUCGGGGACCGACGAUUUCACUGGUCGAUCUCGUACACCAAUCCCAGGCAUUGAGCACCGAGUGGUUGAUUCCUGGCGGCAAUUAAAACAACAUGCAUUCCGCUGA